Molecule: messenger RNA, 1605 nt
Organism: Saccostrea cuccullata (small rock oyster)
Lineage: Eukaryota; Metazoa; Mollusca; Bivalvia; Ostreida; Ostreidae
Exons: 1
Coding region: 1-1605 (534 amino acids)
Biological process (GO): protein monoubiquitination
Molecular function (GO): ubiquitin protein ligase activity; zinc ion binding
Source: RefSeq, a predicted model, not a curated record
AUGGAUCCCAAUACAAAGUAUCUAAUGUGCAAAUCUCACGAGGAGAACUUAGUGUCGAUAUAUUGUGAGGAUUGUGAGUGUCCAGUCUGUAUGACGUGUUUAACAACCUCCCAUCUACAACACAAAAUAUGCAAGGCGUCUACUUAUUUUCAGGAACGGCAUGCAGAACUGAUGGAAUCCUUGCAUGGAGAAAAUUCCCUGAUUGAAAAAAUGAAAAGUGAACUGCUUUGUAAGCGUAAAACCUUAGAAGAAAAGCAAACUAGACUUAUCGCGGAAAUUAGCAGCAGGGAAGACGCCAUUGUGGCAGAGGUGAGAAAUAUUGGGAAAAUAUUGAAGAAUACUGUAUCUGAUGCUUUUUCUGAAUGUAAAGAAAAAAUUCAAGAAAGUGAGAAAGAUAUAAGUAACUUUACAGACAUUCCUAAUUUUGACACAGAAUCGGAAACAAACUGUAUUAAAAUACUGCAAUGUCACAGCGAACUACGACGGCUUGAAGGGGAAAUAAAACUUCAUGACCCAGUGAAUGUUACAUUUGAAACUUUCCAGAGUUCUGGUGGAAAAAAAGUGGAUGAGCUAUUCGGAAACUUGGUAAUUCAACAAGAUUUAUCGAAAUCCUCUGAUGAAGACCGGCAAAUUGAUAGGAAAUCUCCGUUUCGUGAAGUAAGCGAAAGCAAAAUAUUUUUUUGCGAUAGGAAAAUUAAAAACCAAGAAAAUCGAAUUAUUUGUUCCCAGUUUAAAUCGAACAUUGAAACAGUUAAAGAGUUCGGAGAAGUUUUAUUUUCUGGAGGGAAAAUGUUCUUACAUGUUGGAAACAAGCUCUUUGUUGUAACAGAUGACAAUUCUGUGCGUGAAGUGCUUCAGGGUGUGGACAGUUGUGUUGGACAUUCGUCUGGAAGUGGGAUCCUUUUUAUUAGCAAUGAUAGGUCAGCACUGAAGCUUUACUUACAUAACGGAAAAUGUAUGCCUUUGUUUUCGGUCCCACGGAUUUUUUUGGGGAAAAUACUAACAGUAGAAGAAAAUGAAAAAGUUGGUUUAUCUUUGCUAACUGAACAAUCUAGAAAUUGUAAUUACGAUUACAAAUUAUCAAUAUAUCGAAUAAAAGACAAUGCCCAAGCAGACAUUAUUUCGAAGGAAGAGAAUGUUAGUUCUUUCAGAGCAGCAGGUGCAAAACUUUGCGUUCUGCAAGACUCCAAGUCACAAAUCGCAAUCGUUAAUAGAUCAAAUGCGGUACAAGUGUACGAUCAACAAUUAUCAACUCUGUUUACUUACAAGGGAAAUAUUGAAAACAAUAUUUCAAUAAGUUCGUCAUUCUCAGUGGCAUCUGCAUGUCUGGAUCCAGUCGAUAACAUUUUAGUUGCGAACAAAAAUGAUUAUUCCAUUCACAUGUUGGAUAUUGCCGGUCAGUUUCUAAGAAUUGUUGUUUGGCCAGAAGAUGGCUUAACAAACUUGAAGUCUCUCUCAGUUGAUGGAGAAGGGUGGUUGUGGUGCUAUGGUGGGAAUGAUGAGGGAAGUUUCCUCCGUCUCCUCGAUUUUGAAUAUUUCAAGGCCACUGAACGAACCAAGCGGGCAUUGACUGAAACUGCAGAAAAUAUUUCUACUUUUACUUAA